AAAUCUGCACUGCGUUUUACCUGUGUGGCAACCCCUGGAUCAUUUCCUGCAGACAUCUGUCGCUCUGUGUUUAUAUCCAAUAUCUGCUUGUGAGUCAGUCCCAGGACUAUCCCUGCCAUCCAGACAACUACACCAUCAUCACUAAUUCAGGUUAACAGAUUUUUUGACCUCCAUUGUUAGAAGAAUGGAUCGUUUCUCAAGAGGAUUAAUGAUCGUGGCCAUGUGUCUGGCUGUCAGUGUUUCUGUUGUGACAGGCCUCCAGUGCUAUAUGUGUCAGUACAGGAAAGCAAAUCCAUCGAGUGGAGAUGUGGAGACAGCUCUUUCCGAUGUGCAUUCUACCGACAAAUGCAUUGGGAGUAUCACCAGUAUCAUGGGGAGUAUCACCAAUAGCAUGGGGAGUAUCACCAAUAGCAUGGGGAAUAUCACCAAUAGCACGGGAGGUACCAAUAACACGGCGGUUAUGAUUACUGUUGAAGACUGCCCUCCUCCUGGGGCAGGAAAGAAGGCGAUGUGUGGCAAAGUGAAAGUCACAGCGGAUGCUUCUGUCGCUUCAACUGACGUGGAACUUACCACCGUUCUGCGUGGAUGCCUUGAAGAAUCCUCAGAUACCAGUGAUGGUUGUAACCAGCCCGAUGACACAGACAAAGAAAACUUAAGGAGGAUAUACGGUCGUGCAGCGACCAUCUCAUCAGUUGAGGGUGAUGUCUGCAAAUGCUCCAGUGACCUAUGUAACGGUCAACAGAAGGUCACCGCGGAGAAACUAUGUUGGUUGGCCGAACUCUUCUUGGUAUUCUGUGCUCGCCGCAUGUGGUGAACGCAGACCAUUAUUUAAAAUAAAGCUAGAGUAAACCAUACACUACGUGAAAAAAUGCGAUCACCAGUUAUCAUUUAUCAAGCUGAAAUUCUCUUAGCCGAAAAUGAGCCAGCUUUCCGCCAGCUUUUAUUUGACAAUAAAAGCGGAUAUUUUGGUUUUGCUAGAGCUUCGUUAUUUUAAUAGAAAAGCCACCGGAAAUUUGAAAUUAUCUUCAAGAGAUCAAUGUGUUCACGGUAAAUGCGAAAAUAUUCCACUUACGAUUUCACACAGUUUCAUUCCUGCUUUGAAAUAUUAUAUAGAUUAGGCAUUUUCAGAUAUCGAUUUAAAAUCUAGACUGAUCACAUUGGUUCGUUUACUAUUUAUCUUAUCUGUGGAGAAUACAUUGUUCUGGAUUAAUUUGAAAUAAAGAAAUAAUAAGGAUUACGCUAGAGUGUUAUUAGAUAAUCUGUUAAAUUUUAUUAUGAGAUAUUUUGAUAAAUAGUCCUCAGUGAUAUAAUGUAACAUAAUACAUGUAGCCAUAUGUAACGAGCUAUAAAGCUCCUCAUGGAGAAUUGUGUAUAAAUAACCAGCAGGUAAUAACGACUAUAACGACAUCUCUCAAACUCACUUCCACGCUUUGUUGUUUUUCAGAUGUUUUUUUCAAUAAAACUUUACAUAAA
Molecule: messenger RNA, 1473 nt
Organism: Liolophura sinensis
Lineage: Eukaryota; Metazoa; Mollusca; Polyplacophora; Chitonida; Chitonidae
Exons: 4
Coding region: 185-814 (209 amino acids)
Source: RefSeq, a predicted model, not a curated record